Microbotryum saponariae is the source of this 1370-nucleotide messenger RNA. The record is from the annotation of a GenBank genome assembly. Lineage: Eukaryota; Fungi; Basidiomycota; Microbotryomycetes; Microbotryales; Microbotryaceae.
AUGACGACCGCACACCGGGUGCCCAUCUCGUCGACGCUGCAAGGCGGCCAGUUCCAUCCCCUGCUCCGAUCGCUCCAAGCUGAACGUCACCUCACCAAGGACAUGCUCAUGUACCCCAUCUUCAUCACCGACGACCCCGAAGCCGUCGUCGAAAUCAAGGCCUUGCCCGGUCAAAAGCGCUGGGGUAUCAACAAGCUGAACCAGCUGCUCGACCCGCUCGUCAAAAAGGGCUUGCGCUCCGUCAUCCUCUUUGGCGUACCGCUCCACAUGACCAAGGACGGUCGAGGGUCCGCCGCCGAUGAUCCUAGUACCCCCGUCAUUGUCGCGACCAAGCUCAUUCGCGAGCGGUAUCCGCACAUCCUCAUCGCGUGCGACGUCUGUCUGUGCGAAUACACCAGCCACGGCCACUGCGGCGAGCUCCGUGAGGACGGGACCAUCGACAAUGGCAAGAGCGUCGCCCGACUCGCCCAGGUCGCUUUGGCCUAUGCCAAAGCAGGGGCUCACAUGGUCGCCCCCAGCGAUAUGAUGGAUGGUCCGUCACAGGGUCUAGCACCAGUUCUGAUUUUACCAAAGCUGACGGAAAAGAUUUUCGUUUUCCUCGGCAGGUCGAAUUCGCACGAUCAAGGAUGCAUUGAUCGACAACGGUUACAGCAACCGAUGCAACCUCAUGUCGUACAGCGCCAAAUUCGCCAGCAGUCUCUAUGGCCCCUUCCGGUAAGGUGCUCGAGAUCAGCGACGUGGCCUCGGACACUAACGACGAGAAAAUUCUUGCCCCGCUCUCGAGCAGAGAGGCAGCAGGUUCGGUACCCGCUUUUGGGAACCGAAAGUGCUACCAGCUCCCACCAAAUGCUCGAGGCCUGGCUCGAAGGGCGAUUGUAAGUCAAGGGCCAAUCUUGCGUGAUAGGCGAAAGACCGAUUCGUGUUUGACCGCGUUUCCCUCUUAAGCUUCGAGACGUGGACGAAGGUGCCGACAUCAUCAUGGUCAAGCCUGGACUGCCUUACCUUGACAUCAUCAGCGAAGCAAGGGCGCUUGCGCCUGACCAUCCUCUCGCCGUCUACCAGGUCAGUACGCCGCCAUGUGCUCCCAUCGGACCCAACUGGAGACUGAUGAAGAGCACUUGGGUGGGGACAGGUCUCUGGAGAAUUCGCCAUGAUCCACGCUGGAGCGAACGCAGGCGUCUAUGACCUUCGUGUCAUGGCCAUGGAGACGGUGGAAUGCUUCUUGCGAGCUGGUCAGUCGAAUCUUUGCCCGUAGUAGGGAACUUGCGACUGACCUGGUUGAAUCUCGUGCGCUCGCAGGCUGUACGCUCAUCUUGACCUACUUUACGCCCCAGUUCCUUGACUGGCUGAGCGAGGAUCAGAUUGAGUGA